Messenger RNA from Symbiodinium sp. CCMP2592, 1596 nucleotides. NCBI's taxonomy places the organism in Eukaryota, Dinophyceae, Suessiales, Symbiodiniaceae. The record is from the annotation of a GenBank genome assembly.
AUGAACGAGCUCCUCCACGUCAACGUGCCAAAGGUGCGCUUUCGCCUGCCGCGAUUGGAGCCUGGACGAUUUCAGGAAGUCCUGAACGAGGUGCGCAACCUCCGGGGCGAAGAUCUAUACCUGCAGAUGCGGCAAGCACGGACGAGCAGCCUUCUUUCCAUCAAUGAGAGGCAAACAACAGACGAGAGAAGUGGGAGCAUGGUCGACCUUGAGGAUGGAAUGGCCGCCGGAGACGCCACGCAGUCUCUCGAGGCCGCAAGCUGUGGAACACAGGGCCUGGAGAUGGAGGCCGAUCCCUCCCGGAAUGCCAUGAUCCGGCAUACAGCAGCCGCGGCGGUGAUGGCCUUCGUCAUUACCGGCCUGUUAUCAAUCAGCCCCAUCGACACAAAUGUCGCCAGCCUGAUGGCCGCGAUCUUCAGCUUGCUUCUCAACUUCGUUGCUCUAGCCUAUGCAUGGACGCACCAAUUAUCUUGGAUCUUCCUUGCGCUGAACGGUGCUGUCGGCAGGCUCCUGUCAUCACUGGAUGAACCAGUGGACUGCUACGGCAGCAAGUUGGUCGAGCCGAUCGAAAAGCUAGAGUCAGCAGUGGACAUGGUGGAGAUGGAGCAAGCCAUGAUGGUCAAGCGCAUGCAGGAUGAAUACGAGAAAGACGUGAAGGAAAGAGUGCCGGACUUCGAUGUGCCAUCUACCCGUGGCAUGCGCGAGCCCAUCGUCGAGUGCAGCGUGCUCGGAGAAGGGGAUGAGAGGGCGUUGGUCUGCAACAGCGCAUUAGCCCAUGACAAGGCAGCUUUGCCCGACCAGGUGGAAGAGCAAAUUCAGAAGCACCGUCUUGGCAGCCUCGUAACGCGAAGAUCUGCCUUCGACUGCUGGUUGGUGCAGGUGCCGCUGAUCCUCUUUUUGCUGGUGAACCUUUCGGGCCUCAUCUGCUCCCAGAUCCUUGCCACGGACUUGGCCUCUGCCUUGGCAUCAGCGGCGCCGGCACCUCCCUCACCUGACAAAUCGCUGGAUUGGGACCUGGGCCCCAUUGGGCGUCGUCUCCAAGGCGACCCGAUGCUCAAGAAUUUGGAGGAGCGGUUCCCGGACGUGAGCUUUUCCAUGCAGGAUGAUCAAGCACAGACGCCAGAAGUCGCAGUGCUCUCCGUGGCAGGCAAAGCUUUGGUGGUCUUCUUGCCAUGGCUGGUCCAGCUGAUUUUGGCUUGGGUGGAGCUCUUGGCAGGCCUCUACUUCACGCGAGCCCCGCGGCUGAUGGCCUUGGUCGGCAGCGUCACGGCAGAUGUCGAGAGAAGUUGCAACACAUGGCUCGACAAGCAGGGCAAAGGGAUUCCGGCCGAGGUCUUCGCGACCUUUGGCAAGGUCCAGAAGCAAGCCGAUAGCUUCCCGGUGGGUCACAGUAGGCAAGUGGUCUCUUCCCAGCUGCUGGCGCCUAGUUUGAGUUUCGAGGAUCUCCCCGAAACUUGGGCACGAGAAGCGGUGAAGCGGAGCAAUUUAAUCAUUCUCGAGACAGCAGGGCAUUGGGCCACAGAAGCUGGCCUUCUCCUCGCCUUGGGAGCUCGAAGCCAGCCUCCAAGGCUUUGUUCUAGUGCAGUGAAUUCGUGA